GCCUCCGCCGGGGCGGGCGGGAGGACGAGCGAGGGGCCGCGGGUGCGGAGGCAGCAGAUAGCAGAGACCAGCACCCAGAGAGCCCUUGCUUAUCUCCCCCUGCGAGCAAAAGCAGAUCCGCGGUGCUCACUGCCAGCUCCGGGCAGGAGGCACUAUCCGAGGACACUUGUGGAGCCCACGAGCUGUUUACAGGAGCUGAGCGUACCCCAAGGGGCCUCCAAAGCAGAGGGAGCGGCACAGGCAGCCCGCCCAGGAGCCGACAUGGAGCAGAAGAUCAGCUCUUUCUUUAAUUCCAUCUUGGAGCUCAUCCGUACCAAGCAUGAGGAAGGGGUCUUCAACACCGUCUGCCUGGCCGUGCUGAUGGGUCUGCCCUUCGUCGUCCUCAUUGCGUUCAUUUUCAUCUGCUGCCACUGCUGCUUCUGCAGCCGGAGGGGAGAAAGCAAGAAGAAAGAUGGCCCCAGCAGCAACGGGCAGCUGCACGCCGAGAGGAACAAGAAGAAAAAGAAGAAGAAGAAGGAUGAAGAGGACCUGUGGAUCUCGGCUCAGCCCAAGCUGCUCUUGCUGGACAAGAGACCCUCCUUGCCCAUCUAGCAGACAGGAGGGCGUUCAGGCCCUCCCCUCUGAGAUGCCACCAGUCCUUUCAGCUGUGCACUACGAGGGGCGAGGAGAUGCCAAAGCUGCUGCCGCUUUACGGUGACUUUCAAAAGAGGCUGAGCCCAGCGGCUAACCAAUGCGUUGAAAGGCCAUCAGAGAGCAAGGCAGUCGGGCACAGGUUUCUGCCAGCCCCUUCUUCCCGACCACAACAGCGUGCCCAAGGGCAGAAACCCCCCGCCAAGGACAGGCAUGCACGUGCCCUGCCGAGCACGGCGUGGGCGACCUGCCACCGGGCCGUACGUACCUCCCGCCACGAGCACGCAGUGCGGCCGUGCCUCGUUUGCUUGCCCCGCCGCCGAGGUGGCACGACUUGACCGUCUAGGCUCCGUCCAAACCCAGCCCACGGUGGAGAGGCAAAGAAAGCAGCCGAGUGCAGAGCUGCCCCGCAGCUGUGCCAUCUCCCUGGCCACCAAACCAAAGGCAACCGGGAGCAUCUGGAGCCAGAUGCCCUCAGCCCAACCGUAGGGACCUCAAGACACCAUCUUAAGGCAGCACAGCGGGAGGACGUGUCGCCGCCCAGGCUAGAGGCAGGGAGGAGAGAGGAGGCUUCACGACUGGCCCUUUUGCACCAGCACUUAAAUAAAUAAACAAAUAAAUAAAUAAAUCUUCCUUGAAAGACUGUUUUAUACAGACUUGCCUUGCCACCACGCUACUGCAAGAGCGGAAACGCAAGCUGAGGCUGUGUAAAAGCUUAGCUACGGGCAUUAGAGUUAUUUAUUGAAUGACUACUAAAGAAGAGCAGGACCAAAGGCCCCUCUCUUGUGGGGCUAGGCACACCGAAGCGGUAUCGAAGCAGCAGAUGCAUUUUCCCAGCACACUCGGCUGUCCCCUUUCCCUGCAGACCUUGUGCCACGCGUUGGAGACACACAGACCCACAAACACAUGCUGCCACCAGCUGCUGCCACGCGGGCAGCUCUGUAAAUGCCAUGCAGAGGGCUUCUGCACAGCUGUCAAGCCAGCCGGCUCUGGGAUUUGGGAUAAGCUUUAGGAGAAGAGGGGAGUAAAGUUCAUGCCCGCAGUCAUCCCUUACCCCGGGAUGCAUCGUACGGCUGGACCCUGCUCCCCCCUCCAUCCUCAUCUCCCUCGGACGUGUGACAGCUCAGCCGGGCACAGCAGCUAACAGGACCACACAUGGCUCUCCCCUUUGUUCUGGUUUUGACCCUCUGCUCCCUCCAGGCCUGCGUGCCCAGCCUACCUCCCGAGAAGCUGGGGGGUCUCCUCUGCCCCCCACUCCCCACCCUGCCAGGCUCUGUCUUCCCCAACUUGUUUUGCCAGCGAGGGAUGCGCACAUGUGAUGAGAAGCCCCAUCGCGUCUGCUUUUUGCCCUACGUCUGUACAGGGGGGGGAUGUUUUCCUCCCAUUUUCUUCCAGUUCUCAUGGAGCAGACCGGCGCUGCCAGCCGAAGCCAGACAUCUUGGGGGACGAGCAACCAAACCCACGUGGGCAGGCCUGGAUGGAGCCGCUGGACACAACUGCUUCCAGCCCAGGCCCGGGCGAUGCUGCCUUCCCCCCGGCUCCCCGGCCACGCACCGGCAGCGGGCAAAGCCCCCGCUGAGAAGCGGCCGCUGGUGCCACCCGGUCCCAGCACAGCCUGUUUUGUCUGACACAGACAGGGCGGUGAUGUUAACCUCACGUCAUGGGGUUUGGCUGCAUGCGUCUGUGCUGGUUACAGCUGGGAAGGCCAGGCUCCUCCUCACACAGCCCUUUAAAUUGACCCCAUAUGUGCCUUAUUCUCCAGCUCGCUUUGUUAGCGCUGAAAUAAGGGACUCCCUUCCCCUCCAAAACAGGAAGCAACACAUAAUGCUAUGAAAAAUUAGGAUUUGCCACACCUAAUCCUAGAGAGAAGCAUGCAGGAAUAGCUCUGGUCUGUGCCCCAAACCCUCAGUCCCCCCAGGACCCUGGAGAAUCAGCACUGCACUUGUAUUAUUCCUUCUUCCUUCUCUCCUUUCCACCCAUCAUCCAGGUAUUUUCUACAGCCCUCCCGCCUCCACGCUCACCAGGUGGGCAAAGCAGCCUCCUGCGGUGGAGGAAAGCUGCCCACACAGGUGCUCCUGCUGCAAUCCAGAGGCACCAGCAGCCCCGGAGGAAGGGUGGUGCUGCCUGGAGGAAUCGAAAAAAAUCAGAGCAAAGGGAAACGCGAUGGGAGGCCAGAGGCUUACCGGAACAAGCAGGGGCACGGAGGCAGCCGGCUCUGGCAGAAAACAGCCUACUAAGCGUGGGGCUGCUGGGCUUUGCACGGCCUCCUGCAAGAAGGUCCUUCUCCAGAAGGGUUAGCGCGUAACGUUUCAGGUGAGGGCAACCAGUUUCUGCACGAAUCAGAGAAGAAAGUUAAGAAAAUGUCUGUGUUGUGUCACACGUAACAUCUCCAAGCUUUGAAGAGUUCAGAGCCGGCCUGAAUUUCAAGAACCCACCAAAAUCAUCACUGGAAUCCACCCCUUGACUGGGCAGGGAGGCACCAGGAUACAACCCUGCUCUGAUCCAUCCAACCAGUGGGUGGUCCGAGCCUCUGCACCCCACAAAGCACAGGGGCAGACCGGCUUGAGGGCUGCUGUUUAGCCAAACCACGCACCGAAUCAGCCGCUUCUUGAGACAAAAGCAAAAGAACAGCACCAGCCCUGAAGUGUACCAGGAGCUGUCACCCAUCAGCUGGGCAGCAGUGACCCUGCAGCACCCACAUGAACAAGGAGGCAGGAGAAGCAUGGUACAGAAACUCUCCAGACAGCUCUGCACUGCCUCCCCACCACUGCAUUUCAGUAUCAACCUUUUACUUCCCAAAAGAGUCCAUGCAACAGGGGAGAACACCCAAAUUUUUUGCCUUUUUUUUUUUUUUUUAAAGAACAAAAAUAAAUGACUCAAACUGCAAACAAA
Tyto alba (common barn owl) is the source of this 3522-nucleotide messenger RNA. RefSeq names its product KIAA0040 ortholog. The record is from RefSeq and is a predicted model, not a curated record. Lineage: Eukaryota; Metazoa; Chordata; Aves; Strigiformes; Tytonidae. The transcript is spliced from 3 exons. The coding region runs from base 262 to 591 and encodes 109 amino acids.